This is a messenger RNA of Tyto alba (common barn owl), 2971 nucleotides long. Its product is annotated as cell surface glycoprotein CD200 receptor 1-A-like. Gene Ontology annotation, cellular component: external side of plasma membrane. Bases 227 to 1147 code for a protein of 306 amino acids. Gene Ontology annotation, biological process: regulation of neuroinflammatory response. The transcript is spliced from 6 exons. The record is from RefSeq and is a predicted model, not a curated record. NCBI's taxonomy places the organism in Eukaryota, Metazoa, Chordata, Aves, Strigiformes, Tytonidae. Gene Ontology annotation, molecular function: signaling receptor activity.
UCUCAGCACAGGAAGCCUUGUGCUCUGAAAAGUCAGAAGGAGGAACCUCUCCAGCUUUGAGGAGCCAGUUGAUCAGGAGCACGCACAGCUAGAGGAGAGGAGUGGGAAAGAGGGAGAGAAAACACUGACAUUGGCUGCUGAGGAUGCACUGGCAGGCAAGAAAUACUCCCCGUGACCACAGCUAGGUUGGUGAUGGGAUGGAUGGAGUGACGGAGCUGUCUGAACCAUGAAAGCAGGAACUGAGAUGAAGAUUGCUGGGAAGACUGUGUGUGUUUUUGUGAUGCUCACCAUCAUCAAGGUCAUGAGAACAGUAGGGAACGAGAAAGUGUCAGUGACGGUAGGCAACAGCUCUGUGCUCACCUGCUCUCCCAAAUCAAAUAUAACCAUGGUAACAUGGAAGAUAAGCCCCAAGGUUGGAGGCCCCUGCACCUUGAGCUACAGGGCUGAUCAGAACAAGACAAACAGAACAAACUGCAGUGACAGCGUGGACUGGAAGUUCAGACCAGAUCGGGAUCCCUCCCUUGAGAUACGGCAAGUGGAAAUAGCCCAUGAAGGAAAUUACACCUGUGAAGUAGUAGCAACAGAAGGGAAUUUCCACAAGAUGUACCAAUUGACCGUGCUGGUGCCCCCCAGGCUGACCCUGUACUGCGAUGACAACGGGAUCCCCGUGUGCAAGGCAGCGGUGGGGAAGCCGGCUGCUCAGAUCUUGUGGGUCCUAGAGGGCAUCUCCACCCCCAAGGAGGAAGGCCAUGACAACGGGACAGUGACUGUUCUCAGCAAUUUCACAGCAUAUAGCACCAACACGACUAAUACAACCUGCAUUGUGUCCCACCCAGCUGGGAACCAGAGCAGCUCCAUAGCCUGUCGUCCCCCAAAGAACAGCUUUUUCCGGGAUGUCUUAAUCAUUCUUGGUUUCCUGAGCAUUAUUACCUUCAUGGCUGUUGUUUACUAUUUUAAGCUCCACAGAGACAGACUAUGCCAUAAACCCAAACCUCCUGAAACUGCUCCUACACAUUCCCCACAGGAUGACACAAUGGAAGUGGAACCUUAUACUACUUAUGUGCAGAAGGAAAACAUCAUUUAUAACUCGGUGUCUGAUCUGACAGUGGGGCAGAAUCUUCCACAAGGACUGUCACCAGCAACAUGAAUGAUUCAACAACACUGGAAAGGGAGAGAGACACUUUAUAAAAGACUGGUUAUAGAAAGAAACUUCUCAGGCGAUUUCUUCAGAUUUUGGGGCAACAUAGCUCACUAGGUCUAUUCGAACACCUGUGAUUCCUGAUGAGCCUGUACAGUUCUUUUUUUUUUUUCCCUGUUUUGCCUUCUUGCUUGGGAAAUGAAACAUUAUUCCUUGGGAAAAUGUGACUGACCCCAUGCCAUAGUUUUUUCUGAAAAAGCUGUUGAGAUCACUCUUCCCUUUGCCUUCUUGCCUUGGAGAUCCUAAUUUUGUCAGUCACUCCUAGGCAAUACUUUGAUGUACUUGACACUAUGUUGUACACAUUUGGGAGAUGGGAGGAGUGUUAUGUCUGAACUAUAAUGAAACACUCUUCAAUCCACAGCCACUUUUUUGCAAUUCAAAAAUUACUGAUAUAGUGGCCUGAGUACUGAUCAUCACAAAACAGCUCAAAUGGUGGAAGAUAUUGGUAGGGAGGAUCUUUAAUCCCCCAGUUUUAAAAAUGGAAACAACUGAUACAUUUAGAAGGUCAUCGACUAAGAGAGACUUCACUAGCAUGAUUAAUUAACUUGUUAGGUUCAUAUUCAGUGUUUCCACUAAAUGUAUUCAUUCUGCAUUUCAGAUUAUUGUUAUGAUUACUUUUCCAUAAGAUUCUCUGAAGCUACAGUAUUCCUCUCUUUCUUAGAGUAUUGGCAUUACAAUACUACAAAAGAAUUAUGUUACUCAAACAAAUAUCAAAUAUUUCAGACAAUGAAACAAGUUCAAAUAUAUUUUCUGUAACUGUGCAAUAAUGUACAAAAAGGAUAAAAUGCUUGCUAAUUCUAAUCAUAUUUAUUUCAACUACCACAACUGAAGAUUUUUUCAUUCAUAUGUCUAAAUGUUUUACUGAUAUUCUUUUAAAUAUACUUGCAAGUUCACUUUUUUGUAUGAAAUUUAGCUAAUAUAUCUUAGUGUGUCUCAUGUCGAGGUGACUUCUCACCUUCCCAAACUAUCCUUUGGGAAUAAGUCAAAUAAAUUGUCCUCUAUAUACUAGCAGUUCUUAAACUUUUUGGAUUGAUGCCUUACUAGCUAAAGUAUGAACUGGCUUUACAGUAAGAGUAAGGAAAUCCAUUUGUAAACCUCUGUUUACUACCUCUUAUUUCAGUAUUUUAAAAGACUGACUGGGUACUUGGUCUGAUGGUAGAAUCAGAAGAGCUAGAUUUUUCCUUUAGACUAUAGAAAUGUCUUUGCCACACAUUGCUAGAGCUUUCUUUUGAGAUAGCCUCCCAAGGGCUAUGACCCAGUCCUUGGAAAACAGACUUCUAAAUUGACUGCAGUUCCUAAAUGUGUUGAUACUCAUGUAAACCGAUACAAAAUCGGUUAUUUAUUCUCAUUCCAGCAGCUACGAAACAGUCACUUUUGUCCAUGUGCUCUCUGCAUGCAAGUAUUCCAUUUCUGUAUGUCAUUUUAGAAUGGAAGGGAUCAAAGCUGUAUAUCAAUCAGCUACAAACAAGUUUUAAAGGAACCUCAAUUUCCAGUGACUUACCAAGGAAGAGAUCCAGUCAACUCAGUCAUAAUCCUCUGAAAUUCCCCACUCAAAAUUGGUGUAAUACUGUCCAAUGAUCUUUCUUCCCAUCCAAAACCAGAGCGUCAUCACUUUUUAGACUAUUUUAUGUGGACUGAAAGUCAUUUAUGUUUAUAAAUAUAUAUAUUUAUUUAUAAAGUGGGGUUCAUCCUAUGAGACAGCAGCUCUCGAAGGUAGGGGCUUGCCAGUUUAUAUGUAAUAUAUUUAAAGAAUUAAAAUAUCUUCUAACCUGC